This is a messenger RNA of Camelina sativa (false flax), 826 nucleotides long. RefSeq lists its product as uncharacterized. The record is from RefSeq and is a predicted model, not a curated record. Lineage: Eukaryota; Viridiplantae; Streptophyta; Magnoliopsida; Brassicales; Brassicaceae.
CUAAUAAGAUAAAAGACAUAGGAUCAAUUUUGGCAAAAAAAACAAAGAAAUUGUAGGAGUCACCUGAAACAUUUAGUCCUCUUCUUUGCGCAUUCAGGGAACCUCAGCUCCUUUUACAUUUCUCUACUAACACAAAACUUAUUUGGUGUUUUCUAAUUACAAAUUCGAUCUUGGAAGAUCUCGUAUCCAACAUUCGUGACCCUAACGGAGGAGGUGGUCAGGUCGAUCGAUCAUGAAGUUUGGCUAUUCCUCUGGUCAAAUUCGAUUUGUGUUUUAAAGCAUCUGAUAUAGCAAUGUCGAAGCCAAUCUUGCUCGUGUUUCUGCUAGUUAUACUUAUAGUCACCUCUCAGUUUGAAUGGAGACAACCACUUGUUGAGUUAGAUACAGCCACCAGCUUGUCUCAGAAACAGCAGCAAAUUUCAGAUAGGAAAGAAGCUAUUAAAGAGAAGAUCAUCAUAUCACAAGAGAGACAUAUACAGAGGCUAAAUGAGCUUGUGAGGAGUCUUCAGUUGCAGUUGCUGCGAUGCAAGGGAGAGAAUGAGACCCAAAAUGCCACCAAAAGCUAUCAUCUAAACAAACAAUUCAUCGAGGUCGAAAGGAAACAAAUCCUGGAAGGCUAAACCCCCGUUACGGAAAACAUUUCUAAAUAACUGAAUCGGUAUGUAAAAGUUGUGAAAGAAACCACUCUUAAAUUUUGUGUUGACAUGUUGUAUUGUAGUGUAUCUGACCCGUAUCAGUGUUAAGAACCAACAAGAGAUCUUUGUUGAAUCUUAUCGAAUGGUUUGUUUACAAGCUAAGAAUCAGAGUUUCAGGCUCUGUAAUGUAA